UUAAUUUGUUUGCCUUCAAAAAAAUUGGAUUUUAAAUCUAAAGUAGCUCAAAACUGGUGUGAAGGACUUAUUUGUAAAUGUUCUGCCUGCAAAGUGACCGAUCUUUUACCCAGAAUCUGUAUUUAAAUGUUAACUCUUUGGUUUUUUCUCAUAAUGAACGUCUAAGCAGCUCCUGCAGGAGUUCAGUCAACUUAUUACGUUUGUCUCGAACUUCUUGGAAAACUGGGAGCAAAUGAGUUUUUCUGCUCCGCUGCACAGCCUGUAAAGAAGCAUGGUGUCUCUGUGGACCUUUGCUCCGGUCUGUGUGGUUAAAAAGGCCCAGUGUGCUGCAGCCUCAGUGCUCAGUGCGCAGAGAGAGGCUCAGAAUACAGAUCAGCCGUUUGUCCAAACUCCUGCGCUGCCAUGGCUUCGUUUGAUGACAUCCUGGACGAAGCGGGGAAGUUCGGCCGCAGCCAGAAGCGGAUCUUCGGCCUGCUGUGUCUGGUGUCCAUGCCGUGGGCGGGCGUGUACGUGGGCAUCGUCUUCCAGGGCUUCACCCCGGAUCACUGGUGCCGGGACCCCGCGGCCCAGGAGAGGAGGCAGGCGUGCGGCUGGAGCCCGGCGGAGAGUCGCAGCCUGACGGCCCCUCUGGUCAACAGCUCCGGGGUCCUGAAGCACAGCAGCUGUGAGGGGUACCAGGUGGACUGGAACUCUACAGGACCCACCUGUGACCUGCAGGAACUGGACCUGAGGAGGACCCCCACAGCCGGCUGCACAGAGGGCUGGGAGUACGACUAUGAGGGAAGAAGGUCGUUUGUUACUGAGUUCGACCUGGUCUGUUCUGACGGYUGGUUGGUGGAUCUGUACCAGGCCACUCUGAACGUGGGCUUCCUGGUCGGCAGCAUCGCCAUCGGUUACCUGGCUGACAGGUUUGGUAGGAAGAUGAGCUUCCUCCUGUCCAACUUGCUGAACGGGAUCACAGGCAUCCUGGUUGCCGUGGCCCCGAACUACGUGUCUUUACUGGUUUUCAGAACUCUUUAUGGGUUCGGAGUGAAAGGAGGCUGGGUGGCCGGAUACGUGCUGAUCACAGAGAUCGUCGGGGUGGAGUUCAGGCGAACGGUCGGGGUUGUGUACCAGAUGUUCUUCAGCGUCGGCAUCCUCCUCCUKCCUCUGCUCGCCUACUUCAUCACCGACUGGCGCUGGCUGCAGGUCGCCAUCACCGCUCCCUACAUCCUCUUCCUCUCGUACUACUGGUUCAUCCCAGAGUCUCCACGAUGGCUUCUCUCUCAGAACCAAAAGUCCAAAGCUGUAAAAAUCACCAAAGACAUGGCAAAAGAAAACAAGAUGACUCUGUCCAAGAAGAUCGAGAGUUUGUCGGACGACAACGCCGAGUCCAGCACCGCCUCCUUCAUGGACCUGAUCAGAACUCCCAAAAUGAGAAAACACACGUUUAUUCUCAGCUACAACUGGUUCACCAGCGCCGUGGUCUACCAGGGUCUCAUCAUGCGGCUCGGGAUUCUGGGAGGAAACAUCUAUGUGGACUUCCUCAUCUCCGGUCUGGUGGAGUUUCCUGCUGCCUUCCUCAUCCUCUUCACCAUCGAGCGCGUAGGCCGACGCCUCCCGUUUGCCACUGCCAACGUCGUGGCUGGAGUCUCCUGCUUCGUCACCGCCUUCAUUCCUGAGACCAUGUUCUGGUGGAAGACGGUGGUGGCCUGCAUCGGCCGGCUCGGCAUCACCAUGACCUUUGAGAUGGUGGUGUUUGUAAACACGGAGCUCUACCCAACAUUUGUCAGUUCCUGCUCUACAGACU
Austrofundulus limnaeus is the source of this 1789-nucleotide messenger RNA. Its product is annotated as solute carrier family 22 member 2. NCBI's taxonomy places the organism in Eukaryota, Metazoa, Chordata, Actinopteri, Cyprinodontiformes, Rivulidae. The record is from RefSeq and is a predicted model, not a curated record. Gene Ontology annotation, molecular function: transmembrane transporter activity. Gene Ontology annotation, biological process: transmembrane transport. Gene Ontology annotation, cellular component: membrane.